Messenger RNA from Cercopithifilaria johnstoni, 3945 nucleotides. Lineage: Eukaryota; Metazoa; Nematoda; Chromadorea; Rhabditida; Onchocercidae. The record is from the annotation of a GenBank genome assembly.
AUGUAUCCUCAAAACUCAGCAGAUUUAGUAUUAUUACCUCAACGUUCAGUCGUAUCCUCUUCCCUGUUUACGACCAAUUCGCUUAUAGCAUCACGCUCAAUGGAAUUCGAAAUGGAAAAAGUAUUUCAUGCAAUGGAAAUGGGUCAUAAUGUUUACAAACUUCUACUGCUGAAGCGACGGGAUCCAGCGCAUAAAAAGCUUGCAUAUAACCGUGAGACAAGGCAGCUGUUUUUGUCAAAACUGGGUAAUUCCGGCAAGGUUAAAAAUAAGCUAAAAAUUUUUUAUGUGCUUUAUGAUUCUGGUAGUGGUAAAAUGCUACGGUUAGAUUUGCGAGUAGUGAAGGAAGUACAUACGCUUGAUUUUAAAUUGAGAACGAUCAAAAUCGGCGACAAGUGGGAAAAGGACAAAGAAAUCAAACAGUUUGAUGCGGCCAGAAUAUUAGUUUUAAGUUAUACAACCAGUUUCAAUUUGCGAUAUUGGAUUUUGUUGUUUGAUACAGAAGAUUUAUGUCGAAUGUGGUGUCAAGGUGUUCAGUACUUGAUGCUCGAUACAAUUUCUGCUUGUCAUGCACUCAUUGUGGAACGAUGGCUUAGAAAACAGUAUUAUAGUAUAGCCGGAUAUGGUCUUGAAAACUCUUGCGUAGCAAUAAAACAUAUGAAACCGUUCGUACAAACAAGUUUGCAGUAUAAGGUACAAUCAAAACAACUACAAGAAGUUUGCGAGGAGACGAUGUAUUAUGAUACUUUCGCAAAUGCUUAUCGCAAACUUUUGCACGCUAGUCCUCUCUUCUCAGAACAUUUUGCAGCUUAUUCUGAUGAUGCGGCUGUUGUUAGCUUCAACAAUUUCUUACGGUUUCACAAGGAUAAACAAAACGAUGAAAUAGGGAUGAUGCGCGAAAAAGCCAGUGAUUUUCUCAGACGUUUCUUAAAAGAAUGGGAUCCUUAUAGAGAUAUUCCUGAACCGGCCCUUAGCGUUACUGAAUUUUGCGAUUUCCUCUUUUCUCGAGAAAAUUCAUUAUGGGAUUCUAUUAAUGAAAAUGUUAUACAUGAUAUGAAUCGACCACUAAGUCAUUAUUGGAUUGCUUCAUCACACAACACAUAUCUUACUGGUGAUCAGUUCAAGAGUGAAUCCUCUUUGGAUACAUAUGCUCGAGCUUUGCUUAUGGGUUGUAGAUGUGUUGAACUUGACUGUUGGGAUGGACAAAAAAAAAGUUCAGGCGAAAUACAAGAUAUUGUUAUCUACCACGGUUACACAAUGACUAGUAAAAUCAAUUUGCGCGAUGUGCUUUACACUAUUCGUCAUUAUGCUUUUAUCAACAGCGAGUUUCCAGUGAUUCUUUCGAUUGAAAACAAUUGUUCGGUACCGGUACAACGUUUGCUUGCUCGUGAAAUUAGAGAAAUUCUUGGUGAUUAUUUACUCACAGCUCCAGUUAGUCGUGAAGAAACUUGUUUACCAUCUCCAGCAGCUCUGAAGCGAAAAAUUAUCUUAAAACAUAAGAAAUUGCCUACAGAAAGUGAAGAUAUUGCUUUACACCAAAUUGAUGAAGACCAGGAGCAAGAUUUGCUUUCGCUGAAUUUCACUCGGCGAGGAAUUCUGUCUUUGAAAAGCGGAAUAAACGAUGACUGGACAACUCACUUAUUUGUACUGUUUCCGGAUCGUUUAUGCUAUAUGCUAGAACAGUGCGAAAAUAAUAUCAAUAAUCAGGGGAUUUUGAGACGUCAAGAUUCGCUCGGAAAUACACAAGAUGAUGAAAAUCAGGAUGGUUUGACAAACUUGACAGGUUUUGGUGUUUCUCCAGAAGAAAUACACAUUACGGAAGAGUGGUUUCAUGGUAAAACAGAUCGGGAUACAGCACGAAUCCGUCUUCUGGAGCAUAAAGAUAAAGGCAAUGGUCUUUUUUUGGUUCGUGAUUCGACUAUUUUCAUUGGCGACUACUCCUUAUCAUUUUUACAUAAUGAAAAAGUACAUCACUGUCGAAUACGCACCAGGAUGGUGAAUGGUGAAAAAAAGUAUUAUUUUUUGGAAAAUAAACAAAUGGAUACACUUUAUGAGCUUAUAUCGUACUAUACGAAGGAAAGAUUAAAGACUCCGAAUUUUAGCACGACAUUGUCUACUCCGUGUCCGCAGCCUUGUCCCCAUCUGGGAAUGAUAUGGUUCUGUGAGAAAGCAGAUAGAAAUCGUGCCGAAGAACUGUUGAAUACAGUUCAACAAGACGGGGCUUUCUUGCUACGUUAUAGUUCUACUGAUAAAAACGUUUUUGUGCUUUCUCUAAGGGUAAACGGCGAAAUAUGGCAUUACCAUUUGAAACGAGAUGGUCGAAUUUUUGUUGUCAACCAAACAGUUUUCGAGAAUUUGAAUCAAAUAGUUGAAUAUUAUUCUACAAGAGAAUUUGUUCGUGGAAUUUGUCUGAAAUAUCCCAUAGACGAAAAUACUGUUGCUGAUUCUACUGGUUCAUGGUUUGGUAACGAUCGGGCACCUGGUUGUUACAUGGAACUCAAGGACAUUGAUAAAGAAAUAUUAGUACGAGCUAUAAAACCAUAUACUGGAUCUCUUCCCAACGAGCUUUCAUUCCCUGUAAAUGCAGUGAUAAAUGUGUUGAGGAAGGAAGGCAAUCGCUGGCGUGGAAAAUAUGGCAAUCAUUCAGGUUUCUUUCCUUCUCGAUGUGUUGUUGAACUGGAAACUUCUGAUAAUCAACCUAAUGAAUUGGGCCUUUACGCAGCUAUCGAUUUGGCUGAUUCUUUAAUUGAAGAAGUACCAUUUGAAGUUGCUGGUCGACCAUUUGCAUUUAGAAUCAGACGUGUUUCAGCACAUUGGAAUCCAAGCGAAUACAUGUUGGCAGCCAAUUCAAAUGAAGAUCGUGAGGACUGGUUAAAUAUUCUGCAUGAGCUGACGAGAACAGCUACGGAUCGUAACACCUUAAUACGUACACGGGAAAAAAAUUUGCGAAUAGCUUCUGAAUUAUCUGAUUUGGUAGUUUACUGUCAAGCAGUCCCUUUCAAUUCACAAUUCGCAACUCAAGGCAAUUUUUAUGAGAUGUGCUCGUUCAGUGAAACAAAAUUUGAAAAACUGAUGGAACGAGGUUUAGUUCAGUUUAAUUCUCGUCAAUUGUCGCGCGUUUACCCGCAGGGUUCACGUGUCACUUCAACAAAUUAUGAUCCGGUACCGAUGUGGAAUGCUGCAUGCCAUAUGGUUGCGCUAAAUUACCAAACUGGUGACAGGUCAAUGCAACUGAAUCAAGGUAAAUUUAUGGCUAAUGGUCAGUGUGGAUAUGUGUUGAAACCGUCUUAUAUGAUCGAUGAAAUGUUUUCUCCAGAUGCUGCCGAAAUAGCGUCUACCUCCUGUCCAGUCAUUCUUACUGUUCAUGUGAUAGCAGCACAGCAUUUGUCAAGAAAAGAUAGAAAUCGAGGUAUCUGUUCUCCAGUUGUUACGAUAGAAGUUGUCGGUUUGACGGCUGAUUCCACCACUACUCGAACACGACCUAUUGCUUCCAAUGGCUUGAAUCCGAUUUGGAAUGAAAAAUUCAGCUUCAAAGUGCACUGUCCAGAAAUAGCUUUACUUCGCUUUUAUGUUGAAGAUGGCGAUUUUAUGGGACCUAAAAUGGAUCCAUUUAUUGGACAAGCCGUGUAUCCACUUGAUUGCGUUCGCACCGGUUUUCGAUCUGUGACACUUCGCAAUCAGUACGGCGAGGAGUUGGAAUUGUCAUCGUUACUUGUUUAUCUCAACAUGCGCCGUCAAGGUAAUGAAGACGAAGUUCUAAAUCCACAUAUUGCUUUGCAAGCUGGCCGAUGUGUUGCCGGUGGAUUGCAUAAAACAUUAACAUCAUCUGGUAUAUUUUCGGCACGGUUGAAUUCAACUGGUCAGGGUAAUUUUGCACCACCACCUUCACCCAGUUUAUCAGCUGCAAGACAUAUACCAGUCGCGAUGGAUUUAACGCCCUUGGAGUAA